AUGAUUGCGACGGCAAACCUAUCCGAUUUAAGAAGCACUGCGAAGACAUCCGAAGAAUACAUCGCCACAUUAGAGAAAAAACUUGCUCAAUUAAAGGGUUCCAAGUGUGUCACCUCUGCUGACCUCGUUUUGAGUAUCAACGGUAUGAAGUCGGUCGUCCUCCAUGACACUCUCAUGAACUCCGAAAAUUUCCAGGAUUCCGAUGUCUCUUCAGAAGAAACAGACCCCCUCAUUUCGCUUGACCUGCUAGACGCAGUUCAUAACAUGCUCUCGGAAGAAUCAUGA
Messenger RNA from Hydatigera taeniaeformis, 285 nucleotides. The record is from the annotation of a GenBank genome assembly. Lineage: Eukaryota; Metazoa; Platyhelminthes; Cestoda; Cyclophyllidea; Taeniidae.